Messenger RNA from Microtus ochrogaster (prairie vole), 8213 nucleotides. It is a transcript of the gene Rapgef6, whose product is annotated as Rap guanine nucleotide exchange factor 6. The transcript has 25 exons. The record is from RefSeq and is a predicted model, not a curated record. The coding region runs from base 937 to 5055 and encodes 1372 amino acids. Gene Ontology annotation, molecular function: guanyl-nucleotide exchange factor activity; protein binding. NCBI's taxonomy places the organism in Eukaryota, Metazoa, Chordata, Mammalia, Rodentia, Cricetidae. Gene Ontology annotation, biological process: small GTPase-mediated signal transduction.
AGAUAUUUCAUCUUACUGCAGGGCAUAGAAUCAAUAGGAGCUUCUCCUUGGGGAGCUGCUGUGAAACAGGCAAGGACAGUAGGAAUUAAGAUACUAACAGACUCUUGCUUUCACAAAAGAUGUAGUGGUUUUUGUGCUGCAUCGUAUAUACAUGUUAACCAGAAAGAGCAGACUUGGAUCACCAGUGCUUCUUUACUGAUGCCUUGGAAUCAGACGCCGUAUUGCAGAGCUGUGAAAGUGCUUGGGAGGAGAGAAGAUUGCUUGAAUUCUGGAUAUUCUCAGUCUACAGGACAAACCUGUUACAGCAUUUUUUUUCUUUGCCUCCAUUUGCUCUGUGGUUGGGUUGAUGUUUUGUGUGCGUAGCGGGGUUUUGUUUGUUUUUGUUUUGUUUUAACCUCUAGCAUUUAAGGAUAUCUAAAAAUGAGACUGUAAUCUUCAGGAUUUGCUGAUUUGCUUUGCCUCUAAUGCAGAAGACUCUGUGGUGCUUCUUCUUCAGAAUGAAAUAAGUUGAAGAUAAAACAUCCACAUUACAGAGAAGACAGGUUUCACGGAUUCCAAGAACACAGAUUCCACACAUAUUGCCUAUUUGCUUUGACUGAUAGAUACGGUAUUAGCUUCUGUGCUGCCAGUGUGUAUGUCUGUGUAAGGUGCUUAAGGAUGCAUGUAACAGUGUGCUGAGCCAGAAAUCUAAACAUCUUUAUUUGAUGUUACUUGCUUGUCAACUGAUACUUAAGGAAGAUUCUUAUCCUUAGAACAAUAAUCUCUGCUUCUGAAAGCUACUGAGUUUUGUUUGUAAAGAGGGUUGGAGGAGCUGCUUUAUAUAACAACAAUGGUGUAUGGAUUGUAAAAAGAAACUUAGCAGAAUUUUGUCAACAUACUUAUCAUCAGUGUGGCUCUGGUUUAAAAGAGAAACUACUACCCCCUCCAGCCACGGAAAUGGCCUUUCUUGUUCGCUGUUAUGCCAAUUGUCUUCAGCCAUGGGCCUCCAAACUUCCAGCUGAUCUUACCAAGAUGCACCUCACAGACAACCCUCAUCCACAGGUGACUCAUGUGUCUUCUAGUCAGUCUGGCUGUAGCAUUGCCAGUGACUCUGGGAGCAGCAGUUUAUCCGAUAUCUACCAGGCUACAGAAAGUGAAGUAGGAGAUGUAGACUUAACACGUCUUCCAGAAGGACCAGUUGAUUCUGAGGAUGAAGAAGAUGAGGAAGAGGAAAUUGAUCGAACAGAUCCACUGCAGGGUCGAGAUCUUGUUCGAGAGUGUCUUGAAAAGGAACCUGCAGACAAAACUGAUGAUGAUGUUGAACAGUUACUUGAGUUCAUGCACCAGCUUCCUGCAUUUGCAAACAUGACCAUGUCUGUAAGGAGAGAGCUCUGCUCUGUCAUGAUUUUUGAAGUAGUAGAGCAGGCUGGAGCUGUAAUUCUUGAAGAUGGGCAAGAGCUUGACUCAUGGUAUGUCAUUUUAAAUGGCACUGUAGAAAUUAGUCAUCCAGAUGGGAGAAUAGAAAAUCUCUUCAUGGGGAACAGUUUUGGAAUUGUUCCCACUUUAGAUAAGCAGCACAUGCAUGGAGUUGUCAGGACCAAAGUCGAUGAUUGUCAGUUUGUCUGUAUAGCCCAACAGGAUUAUUGGAGAAUUUUAAACCAUGUGGAAAAAAAUACCCAUAAAGUUGAGGAAGAGGGAGAAAUUGUCAUGGUACAUGAGCACCGAGAACUAGACCGGAGUGGAACCAGGAAAGGACACAUUGUAAUCAAGGCAACACCUGAACGUCUGAUCAUGCAUUUGAUAGAAGAACAUUCUAUUGUGGACCCAACAUAUAUAGAAGAUUUCCUGUUAACUUUUAGGACAUUUCUUGAAAGUCCUUUGGAUGUUGGGAUCAAGCUUUUGGAAUGGUUUAAGAUUGACAGCUUAAGGGAUAAGGUAACCCGGAUUGUACUCUUAUGGGUAAAUAAUCAUUUUAAUGAUUUUGAAGGUGAUCCUGCUAUGACUCGAUUUCUAGAAGAAUUUGAAAAAAAUCUGGAAGAUACAAAAAUGAAUGGCCAUCUCAGGUUAUUGAAUAUUGCCUGUGCUGCAAAGGCUAAGUGGAGGCAAGUUGUGCUACAGAAGGCGUCCCGUGAGUCGCCACUGCACUUCAGCCUUAAUGGAGGCAGUGAGAAGGGAUUCGGUGUUUUUGUUGAAUGCGUAGACCCUGGUAGCAAAGCUGCUGAUGCAGGACUGAAACGGGGUGAUCAGAUAAUGGAAGUCAAUGGACAAAAUUUUGAGAAUAUUACAUUUGUUAAAGCUCUUGAAAUUUUGAGGAAUAAUACUCAUCUUGCACUUACUGUGAAGACCAACAUUUUCGUGUUCAAAGAAUUGCUCAGUAGGACUGAACAAGAGAAAUCUGGUAUACCUCAUAUUCCCAAAAUUGCUGAAAAAAAAAGUAAUCGCCAUUCAAUCCAAGAUGUCCCAGGGGAUCUUGAACAGACAUCACAGGAGAAAGGAAAUAAGAAAGUUAAAGCAAAUACUGUUUCAGGUGGAAGAAACAAAAUCAGAAAAAUUUUGGAUAAAACACGAUUUAGUAUCUUGCCUCCAAAACUGUUUAGGAGACUGUUUUGUGAUGGAGGCCUGAGCCAAUCACAAGAUGACAGCAUUGUGGGAACCAGGCACUGUAGGCACAGCCUGGCUAUAAUGCCAAUUCCUGGAACUCUCUCAUCCAGCAGCCCAGAUCUCUUGCAGCCCACCACCAGCAUGUUGGACUUUUCCAAUCCUUCAGCUGUUGGUUUUUACUAUAUUCCUGAUCAAGUUAUAAGAGUUUUCAAAGCAGAUCAACAAAGUUGCUACAUUAUCAUCAGUAAAGAUACCACAGCUAAAGAAGUGGUAUGCCAAGCUGUUCAGGAAUUUGGUUUGACUGGUGCAUCUGAAACAUACUCUCUCUGUGAAGUUUCUGUUACUCCGGAGGGUGUCAUAAAGCAGAGAAGACUUCCGGACCAGUUCUCCAAAUUAGCUGAUAGAAUUCAACUCAAUGGAAGGUAUUACCUUAAAAAUAACAUGGAAACAGAAACAUUAUGUUCUGAUGAAGAUGCCCAGGAACUACUUAAGGAAAGCCAACUGUCCAUACUACAGCUCAGCACCAUUGAGGUUGCCACCCAGCUUUCAAUGAGGGACUUUGAUUUGUUCCGUAAUAUUGAGCCUACUGAAUACAUUGAUGAUCUUUUUAAAUUAGAUUCUAAGACAGGAAAUACUCACUUGAAACAAUUUGAGGACAUUGUAAACCAAGAGACAUUCUGGGUUGCCUCAGAGAUUUUAAGUGAAUCCAAUCAGCUCAAAAGAAUGAAGAUUAUUAAACAUUUUAUUAAAAUUGCACUUCAUUGCCGAGAAUGCAAGAACUUCAAUUCCAUGUUUGCAAUAAUAAGUGGCUUGAACCUGGCACCCGUAGCACGACUCAGAGGCACUUGGGAAAAGUUACCAAGCAAAUAUGAGAAACAUCUCCAAGAUCUACAAGACCUUUUUGAUCCAUCUAGAAACAUGGCAAAAUACAGAAAUAUUCUUAGUAGUCAAAGCAUGCAGCCUCCAAUUAUUCCACUCUUUCCUGUUGUCAAGAAAGAUAUGACAUUUCUUCAUGAAGGAAAUGACUCCAAAGUCGAUGGCUUAGUAAACUUUGAGAAGCUAAGAAUGAUUGCCAAGGAAAUUCGUCAUAUUGUUCGAAUGACUUCUGCUAACAUGGACCCUGCCAUGAUGUUCCGACAGAGGAAGAAGAGGUGGCGGAGUCUGGGGUCAUUGAGUCAAGGCAGCACAAAUUCAAACAUGCUAGAUGUUCAGGGAGGUGCUCACAAGAAAAGAGCACGCCGCAGCUCACUGCUGAAUGCCAAGAAGCUAUAUGAAGAUGCCCAAAUGGCAAGGAAAGUGAAACAGUAUCUUUCUAGUCUGGACAUAGAUACAGAUGAGGAGAAGUUCCAGAUGAUGUCACUGCAGUGGGAGCCUGCAUAUGGUACCUUGACAAAGAACUUAACUGAAAAAAGGUCAGCCAAGUCAUCUGAAAUGUCACCCGUGCCUUUGAGAUCAGUUGGCCAAACAGCGAAAGUCCACCUGCAUCAGCCACACAGAGUGAGCCAGGUGCUUCAGGUGCCUGCAGUUAAUCUGCACCCCAUCAGAAAGAGAGGACAAGCCAGAGACCAUGUGCUGAGUACAAGUUUACCUCCAAAGGGUUUAGGACCAACCGAAGAAGUGAGUGGUAAGAAGCACACAGAAGACACUGUUUCUGUGGCAUCCUCCCUGCAUUCUAGCCCUCCUGCAUCUCCUCAGAGUUCCCCUCGCAAAGGGUACACACUCAUACCAUCAGCCAAGUCUGACAACUUGUCUGACUCCAGCCACAGUGAAAUCUCCUCUCGGUCCAGCAUUGUGAGCAACUGUUCCGUGGACUCCAUGUCUGCAGCUCUGCAGGAUGAACGGUCUUCCGCCCACACCCUGGCAGUUCCUGAGCCCAUGGCGGGGACAUUGGAAAAGACAGAUCACCCUUCAGGAAUCAGAGACCACAGUCAGCUUGGUCACGGGUGGAUGCUGUCAAAGCCGUCUCUUAUCAAGGGUGUAGCUGUCCCAUCUUCUCUGAGCAGUGAAGAGAUGUCUCAUGAGCACAUCCUGCUGGAAGCAGCUGACAGUGGGCGGGGCAGUUGGACUUCCUGCUCCAGCAGCUCCCAUGACAACUUCCAAAGCCUUCCAAACCCCAAAAGCUGGGACUUUCUGAACACUUACAGGCACACACAUUUAGAUGACCCUAUUGCUGAGGUUGAGCCCACUGACUGUGAGCCCUGUGCCUGUUCUAUAGGAGGCUGCUCAAGAACUUGUGGCCAGUGCAAAGGCAGCCUAGAGACCAGUCAGCUGAGGCAGAGUUGGGCCUCUUCCAGCUCCCUCUCGGACACAUAUGAACCGAACUAUGGGACAGUUAAGCGGAGGGUUUUGGAAAGUGCACCAGCAGAGGCCCCUGGUGGCUUGGAGCCCAGGGACACCACUGACCCAGUUUAUAAAACUGUCACUUCCAGUACAGACAGAGGGUUGAUUGAAAAUGAGCAGGUGUCCGCAGUCUAGUCUUUGGAUGUCCUUUGGAGACCACUGGAAGUCAGGAGCAUGGACAAGAGCUCGUGGUUCUGCAGGCCAAGGCCAACAGCUCACUGCUGUCACCAACCAUGAAGUUUCCUCGCUGGGCUGAGGAUGAGCUCUUCCUGAAUCAUGCUUCCGUUUCUUCUGGCCCUGCAGGUGCAGUUUUUUUUUAAACUGGAUGUUGCACCUGAUCCCAGCCUUCACUUUGCACAUCACUCCUGCCUUGGGACCACAUUCAAGCUCAGAGUUGCCCCCCUGUAUAUCACUAUAGGUUUCUCUUUUUGUAAAUCAUUUUAAAGAUAGUGGUAUUAUUAUUUCCAAGCCAUAGCUUGGGCUAAAGGACACAUUCAAAAUGUCUGCCAAUACCAAGGAUAGUCUUGUGUAUUUGAAAAGUAACUUAUUAUUUAAAGUAUUGUGGUUUUGUUUGUAUUCAAGAGCUCUUGUUAGCUGUUGUUUGUCUGAGGCUAUACAGCUGUCUAAGGUCUGAGCAACAGACAUCAUCCUGACAUAGGUAUAGAGAUGUGGCACUAUUGUAGCAGAUACUCAGGUGGGAACUAGACACCUGUACAGGUGAAGUGUGAGCAGCCUGCCUAUCAUGGCAUGGGCUUUAACAGCCAUAGGGGUCUUAGCAGUCCUUUGGGAAGGGGAACAGAGGUCGAAUAGGGAGAGAGAACCCUAAUUUCCAAAGAAGGAAUAGUUAACAUUGGAUCUAUUUCUGAAGUGAACAUCAUGCUGCAUCCAGCUGUGAGGAUUCUACAAAUCCAAUGGGAAUGGCUUCUAGAGAGUUUUGUUUCUAUUGGAACCCACCCUAAGCUAACAUUUCACAACUCAAGUGUAGUAUUCCUAGUUUAAACAAAUUAGUGUAGGAGCUAGAGAGAUGGCUCAGUGGUUAAGAUGCUCUUGCAGAGGGCCCUGGUUUAUUUAAUUCCUAGCCCUCAUAUGGUAGCUCACAACUGCCUGUAACUCCAGAAGUGGAAUCCAACACCCUCCUGGUUUCUGGAAGCACUGAGUACAUGUGGUACAGAGGCAUACAUGCAGAACACGCCUACACACAAAAUAAUAAUAAUUUUUUAGGUAUGAAUGUAAUGAUAAAGGUCAUCUUGACUUAUUUGGUGGCUUGCACUACACAGCCACACGUGCAGUCAUUGAACUUGAACUUAGAGCCCUCCACAGAGCUCAGUAACCGGGAUAGACUUGUAUAAGAGAAAGGCACGAGGGUAAUGGAGGGGACUUCUACCCUGGAGAGGACAUCCUUUGUGAUCUCCUGGAUAUGGCACUCUGUAUUCAAAUUCAGUGACUGCUUAUGAAAUAAAGUAGACUUUUCACAUUUUUACAAAUUAAUCGUAACAUUUUAUAGUUAAUAUAUUUAAAUGUUAAAUAACAUAUUUAAAAUUUUUCAUUUGCUUUGUAAUAUAAAGGCAAAUAAGGUUUCAUAAACUUCUGUAAUUACCAAAAAAAAGCCAAAGCCAUUCUAAGUGCACUAAGCAUGGCAGCAUUGCUGCAGAGCAGUCACGUGACCAACGCCUUCUCAAGACUGUGCUUUUCUGCUGCUCUCUCUUCCUGUUUCCUGCCAAUCACUUGAGAAUCAGAACAGUUUCAAAUGUAAAUAUUUUGUCCUCCCACAGAAUGCCUGUCUCUUUAGGAAAAGUAGGGACUGAUGAAUUCCCCUGGGGAGACCUUAACCCAGAAGCCUUAGACGUGAGCCCAGGUGCACUUCAGUACAGUGAGGCAGAACCUUGCUGGCCCUUCAAAGUUGAAAGCAGCCUGCACGGCCACUGAAGCUUAACAGCCAUGCUUAACUGAUCUGACCUAUGAACUGUGCUGUCUCUGAGUGUGAAGUUUUUUAUUCACUUGUUUGCAUAAUAUUGUUUUCGUGUCCAAAACAAAGUAAGUAUUUUUGCUAUGUCCACCUUUUUAAUCCAACUGUGGGUACUCAUUGCCACCAUUUUCUAUCCAUUACUCUAGAGAAAUGUGCUCUUUGCACAGCUUCUGUUUGUCUAGCAGGUCUUCAGACGGAGCCUGUCCUGCCUUGGUCCUCAGUGGUGUAAAUAUCUUGCACAGAGCAUUGAGGCUUGUGGCUUUGAACUUGCACUGUGUAGCUGCCUUGGUUAUAUCGAGCUUUAUCUGUGAGUGUUCAGACCAGCUGAUCAUAUUGAUCAGAAUGAAAACCAAAUGAUUUGUGAUAUGAUGUAUAUGAGUCACCGAAAAAAAUCAUGUCUGCCUUUUUUUUUACUUUGUCAUGUAACUAGAACAAGGGAAGCCUUAAGCCCAUGCUUGCUCCAGUUCCAAAUCCCCAUCUGUCCUUGUCCUAAGUGUAACAUGACUAAAGAGACUAGUGCCCAGCAUCUGCCAAGACUGUCAGAGCAGAAGACCCUUCGUGCAGAAUCUGCCAAACAGUGAGAGAUUGGUUACUGAGUCCCAGUGCUCGUUACAGCAAGGUUACUUGCGAUCCCCAGACUUCAUUUCCUGUAACUGGUGUCUUUCAACAUGAUCUUUGAAGAGAAAAAUCCUUUAGAGAAUAUUCACGAGGGUGACAUGUUCAUCUCUGUGAUCUCUACCAAACUGGAAAAGCAGCAGUAACUACACUAGUUUCUUUAUAAUUACAAAAAAGGGGGGAGGAAAAAGAAUUCCUUAAGUUUAAAACAGUGAUUACUUGGAUUGAAAGGUUCUAGAAGACAUUAAUUGUAUCCUUUCAGAAUUCCAUUACAUGCUAUAAAGGGGAGGGGGGAUCAGCCUUGAGUUGGGUACAUUUUCAAGUUGAAACUUAAACCCUACUUCAUCUUUAUCUUUUGUGCUAUUUAAAAGGCCUCUUUAUUUUUAAUGUACAGAAUGCAGUUGACCUGGUAGAUGUUUUAACAUUGAAAUGUGAGUUUAGCAAAAAGCAAAAUUGCACAGUUGCUAUGAUCAAGUGACAAUUAUCUGCACAAUUCGAUGAUUGUAAGGCAUCCUGUAACAAGCAAUGUUGUCUCCUAGUUUUUGAUGCCUCUUAAACUUAUGUCUUUUAGAAAGACAGUGCCUCUGUAUGCUUUUGUAUUUUUACUGAGUGUAAAUACUUGUUAUAUUUUUGGUUAAGAGAAUGUAAGGGUAUCAUUUAUUACCACGUCUCCUAACACAUUGGAACCAAUAAAGAACCUGCAUUAACUGUG